Gekko japonicus is the source of this 595-nucleotide messenger RNA. It is a transcript of the gene ATP2C2, whose product is annotated as ATPase, Ca++ transporting, type 2C, member 2. Lineage: Eukaryota; Metazoa; Chordata; Lepidosauria; Squamata; Gekkonidae. Gene Ontology annotation, cellular component: Golgi membrane; endoplasmic reticulum; plasma membrane. The coding region runs from base 59 to 595 and encodes 178 amino acids. Gene Ontology annotation, biological process: calcium ion transmembrane transport; manganese ion transport; intracellular calcium ion homeostasis. The record is from RefSeq and is a predicted model, not a curated record. Gene Ontology annotation, molecular function: P-type calcium transporter activity. The transcript has 5 exons.
GCUGCGGUCCCUUCUCCGGCUGUCUGCCUGCCUGCCUGCCUUAUUUGCACAAGCCGAGAUGGGAGUGAAGAACUUCUUCAGGUUCUGUCCCAAAGGCUCUUUCCUCCGCCUGAGCCAGAAAUACCAGCCCUUGGGCAGCAGGGACCUGGAAGGAGAGCCUGAAGACGAAUCGGCGCUAAAAGCAGUGGAGCGAGAGAAAGAUAUAACAGCCCUCCCUCCCAAAGAAGCGUGCAAAUGCCAAAUAGAUGACUUGGCAAAAAUAUUCCAGGUAGAUUUAGAAAGGGGUCUAUCUGAAAUUUCGGUGCUCCAACGUAGAGUCAAGCAUGGCUGGAAUGAAUUUGUGGUAGACAACACAGAACCGAUCUGGAAGAAAUAUCUAGACCAGUUCAAGAACCCACUCAUCCUUCUGCUGUUGGCCUCUGCUUUAGUCAGUGUUAUUACUAAAGAAUAUGAAGAUGCCGUCAGCAUCACCAUGUUCAAGAACCCACUCAUCCUUCUGCUGUUGGCCUCUGCUUUAGUCAGUGUUAUUACUAAAGAAUAUGAAGAUGCCGUCAGCAUCACCAUGGUAUGUGAUUUCCUCCUGUUACAAAUUUAG